AAACCAAUACUAUAGAAAUAAACCAAGAUGUCUUUAGUUGUUCAAGAAGAAGGAUCCUUCCAACACAUUUUACGUUUAUUGAACACCAAUAUUGAUGGUAGAAUCAAGAUCAUGUACGCCUUGACCAAGAUCAGAGGUGUCGGUAGAAGAUACUCCAACUUGGUUUGCAAGAAGGCCGAUGUUGAUUUGAACAAGAGAGCUGGUGAAUUGACCCAAGAAGAAUUGGAAAGAGUUGUCACCAUCAUGCAAAACCCAACCAACUACAAGAUUCCAGCCUGGUUCUUGAACAGACAAAAGGACCAAGUUGACGGUAAGGACUACCACGUCUUGGCCAAUCAGUUGGAAUCCAAGUUGAGAGAUGAUUUGGAAAAAUUGAAGAAGAUCAGAGCUCACAGAGGUAUCAGACACUUCUGGGGAUUGAAGGUCAGAGGUCAACACACCAAGACCACUUCCCGUGGUCGUUAAAGAGGGCAUGUACUCAUAAUUAUAUUAUCCAUGUAAUUUAAUAUAUUAUAUUACGUAU
Messenger RNA from Yamadazyma tenuis ATCC 10573, 523 nucleotides. It is a transcript of the gene RPS18, whose product is annotated as 40S ribosomal protein uS13. The record is from RefSeq and is a predicted model, not a curated record. NCBI's taxonomy places the organism in Eukaryota, Fungi, Ascomycota, Pichiomycetes, Serinales, Debaryomycetaceae. Gene Ontology annotation, biological process: translation. Gene Ontology annotation, cellular component: cytosol; ribosome; small ribosomal subunit. Gene Ontology annotation, molecular function: RNA binding; structural constituent of ribosome.